Messenger RNA from Blepharisma stoltei, 2491 nucleotides. The record is from the annotation of a GenBank genome assembly. Lineage: Eukaryota; Ciliophora; Heterotrichea; Heterotrichida; Blepharismidae.
AUGACAAGAAGUAUUGUAAAUCUUACUAUCAAGCUUCGGCUUAUCCACACUCAAACCUCGAACACUCAUACUUCACUUUUCAAUUUAAUAAACAAUUUAGAACCCGAAUCACUUCCAGGCUUCCCAAGCAAAAUCGCUAUUGAUUUAUCAACUUUUGAAGAAAUUGCAACAAUCGCAAGCAUAAUUAAAUAUGGUGUCUCGGUCCAAGACAUGACCUCCUUGUCAUUAAGCCUAUUUAAUUAUAUCUGGCAAGGUUUUGCAAACCCAGAAAUAGACAGCAAUACUAGGGAAGCAAUUUUGGCAGUGUGCGGAGCCUAGUCGAAUUCAUUUUUCAGAUUGGAUUUUACCUAGUGGGGAAGGUGAAGCUUAGAGUUGGAAGUGGAAUUCUAAAAUGCCUUUAGAUGCCACAAGGCCAUUCAGGCAACUCCAGCGAAAAACCAAAAAUUAAACCCUGGGCUUCAAGUUUCCCUUAUUACCAAGAGUCGGUCAGAAAUUCCAUUUUUUGGAAUUUCUGUGUGGACAACUCACGCUCUCUAAGGAUAACUGUCGGAAUCCAAAUACCCAAAGCCGAUGGAUCAUAAAGCCUUGAGGUCGAGGUGGUGCAUGACACAGCGGUGGAGCGGGGAACCUGAAGGAGUGACCUGAAGUCAGUUCAAUUUAUUUGAUAGUGAACGUUAAAAAGUUUCUUAAACCUUAAAUUAAUUAAUCGCAUCGUAUCGCAACAAUCGCAAGCAAUCUCUCCCAACAAGAUUCUGAUUAUUUCGCAAUUCUAGAAGACUUUGAAAGAAUCGAAAAAAACUGCACAAAUAUUUGAAAAAGCGCUACCUUAAUAAGAAAAGAAGCAAUUUCUAUAAAGCACACAUUGAACCAAGAGUCAAAACUUAUAAAAUCUCAAAUAAAGCAAAUAGGAAGUAUUUUGAAAGAAUACAGAGACAGAUGCAGAGGAAACUUUUUAGAUUACCUGAAAGGGCUUGAUUUGGAUUUGCGAAAAAUAUUAAAACCACUUGUACCGUCUAAUGUAUUAAAUGAUCAAGUCAAAUUUCCAAUGAUAAAUAACAACCCAAGUCUUAGAAGCUCAAUAGCGCCUUCACAUGAAGGGACAGGAGCAAUUGAGAUAUCUCAGCCUCCUCAAGAAGCAGAAAAUGAGGCUGAUUCUCAUCCAGAGCCUUCAGAAGUUGCAAAUGAAAAAUUAAAUGCCCAUAUUCAGAUGCUGGUAGGUACAUUAGAAAACUUGGCAAAAGAUUUGAUCCAAGUUGUAGCGGAGGCUGAUAGACAGUAUUAUGAUUUACUCAAUAAAAUUGAAGUUUAUUCGAGGCCUCCUACACCACUGGCUGCUCCCUUGCCUGAGUAUUUUACUUUUGAAAAUAUUGAUAGCAUAGCUGAAGAAAAAAUAAAUUUAGUUGAUACCAAAAAAUCGAAAAUUAAAUGGAAAAAAAGACUUAAAAAAUUAUAUAUUAUGGAUCACUGAUUUUUGCAUAGAAUUUAAUAAUGGUUUUAUUUUCACGAUAUAUAGCUUAACAUUGGUGCUUCAGCAUUUUAAAUAUUUUAGUUGUAAUUAAUGAAGAAUAUCAUAUGAACAAGGAGGAAUGGAAGAAUGAGUAUACAAAAAAAUUUUAAACAGAAUUGAUAAGGUCGGGGACAAUGAAAUUCAAGUUGAUUUGCAAGAAAUAUUCAAAGACAUUGACAUCCCUAUUUCUUUCAGAGAAAACAUUGCGUUCUCUUUAUCCCCCUUGCUAGAUAACCCUGGUGGUUAAUAUUUUUUCAUAAAAAAUUAUUAAAAAUGAUUUAAUCUACUUUAAAUUUUUAAAAUUUUUUUAAAAGAUGCAAAAUGCUCAAAAUUUAAUAUAUUUAGUUAGAGAUUAUUUAUAAAAGUGUUUUAUAUUAAGAAAAUUUUUGCUCUCUAACUAAUGGAUUAAUUUUCCCAUAUAAUAAGGAUUUUCUAAUAAUUUUUUUCUCAAUAAUCAGGGAGCUAGUAAACUCUUGCAAAAUUCCUCAGCAAGACGUAUCACUUUCUGACCUUCUUAGAGAAGACGAAGAAGAAAAAUCCAAAAACAGCCAAGAAAUAAAGCCAGAACCCCCUAAAGAGCCUAAAGUUAAAAGCCGCCCAUUUCCUCACAAAAUAGAAAAAGAGCAAGAAGGGCUUGAAAAAACAAUUGAUGAAAGGUUAGAGAUGAUCCAUAACACUCCUGCUGUAACCACCGACUUACUUCAUAGUGAAAUUGAAGUGCAUAGAGCUUCACCUGUCCCAAGAGUUUACCAAUCCCGAAAUUCUUUACCAAGUAAUAAAUAUCUUUCACGAAGACCUGCACCUCCAAAAGAGUCUGCUUAUAAGUCGAAAAAAGAAAGAAAAGAAAUCAGGGUAAGAUCAAUAACCCCCGUAAAUAAGCUAAAAGAAAAAACAGUUACUCCAAGGCGAAAAACCAAAACUCCAAUAGGAAAAAAGAGCAUAAAUUUUAUCCAUCUGACGCCUUAUCAUAAUGCAGGGUGAUAA